UUUGGACAGCAAGUGCUGCGAAAUCACAAAUUUUGUACAUGACUAUGAAGAACUGGCUGGCUAAACACAGUUAGUUGUGUUUCAGAAGCUGGGUCCCUUUGUGGAGAUCUUUGCCUGCAGAACACUGGAGAUAACCGACGGAUGCUGCUGGCAAUACAGGCAAGAGACCUCUCAACAUGGAACCAUCUUUAAAAACCCUCUUUCUUGGAUGGUGGAUGCUUGGGCAGUUGUGGAUGUCUAGAGGAGAAUCAUUUUCCAAACCUUCCAUCUCUGUUCACCCCAAAGGGAUGGUUGCUUUGGGUGGAAAUGUCAGCAUCCACUGCCAGACACAAAGUGAACAAUAUGUCGAGUUCUAUCUCUCAAAAGAUGUAAUUUCAUCUAAGAGCACAGCAGAAACCAAAGAUGCAGAUCCACAUGAGGUGAUAUUUCCUAUUUUUAAUGCCAAGAAAACAGAUGGAGGAAAGUACUGGUGUUUAUAUCACUUCAAGGGAGACCAAAUUAAAUGGUCACCUCACAGUGACACUGUAUAUAUCAACCUAACAGAUCCCACAUUGCCCAAACCCUCCAUCAAGAUGAUACCUACAAGAGAGAAUGCUCUGGGGUUGAAUGUUACCAUCCAGUGCCAAGGGGCAGAGAAAGGUCUGACUUUUGCCCUUCAAAAGGGAAGUAUGCAGAUAGCAUUUCAGGCCACAGAUGCUGAGAUGGACACCGCUGAGUUUUCUUUUGUCAUGUUGAGGAUGGAGGAUGCAGGGAGCUACACUUGCCAAUACCACCACAGAAGCAAUCCAUUUGUCUGGUCAGAACCAAGUGAGCCUGCAGAGCUGGUCUUGAGAGAUCGCUCCACAGCAACUAUACCAGCAAUCAUACCAGUCAGUAUUGCUGCAGGCCUUCUCUUCUUGGUUCUCCUCUUGUUGCUUGUCUGUGUACUGCAGAAAAGAAAGAAGAAAGGCUCCAUUGCAGAGGAAAGAAGUCAACCAAUGAGCAAACCCUUACAACCUGAUGCUGGAGAAGAGCCUGAUGAAGUCUCCUAUGCAGUAUUGAACCACCAGUCAAAGAAAACCAAGCAAGCAUCCAGUCUUCUUGACAGAUGUCCCGAGGCCUGCGUCUAUGCAUCUGUUGCCAAAAAUUGGGAUCAGAGGGUUGGCAAGCUUUGUGGGGAAGGAUUAGAGAUUCAGCAUCAGGUUCUGCUGCUCAGAUACCUUGCAACUAAUGGAGUCAUCUUUCUAGGGUGGUGGUUGACCAGGCAGAGAUGGAUGGCAAGAGGACAAUAUUUACUCUGUCCUUCCGUCUCGGUGAGCCCCAGUGCAGUAGUUCCUGUGGGGGGAAAUGUCACCAUCAGUUGUAAAAGUGAAAUGCACCAGCAUGUGACAUUUGAGUUGGUCAAAGAAGAAUCUGCAUCAUUAUCAACACUGAGCAGUAAUGUGGCAGAGAAGAACGAGGUGACAUUUCUUAUUGCCAACGCCAAACACUCAGAUGAGGGAACCUACUAUUGUAUCUACAGAGAACCCUCUCAAGCAUGGUCACCUUACAGUAACGAAGUACAUAUCAAUAUAAGAGAACAAGUUUAUCCCAAGCCAUCUAUUUCACUGAAUCCAAACAAAGUAAUUGCACUGGGUGAAAAUGCUACCAUCCGUUGUAAGAGUGAACUGUACCGGCGAGCAGAGUACUCUCUCAUUAAGGAAGGGGCUCUUGAUAUUAGACAAGUCAAAACAGCAGAAUGGGAAGACGUUGUAUUUUCCAUUGCCAAUGCUAACCAAUUGGAUGCAGGAAUUUACUGGUGUGAAUAUGGACUGAACACUCGAUAUUCCUAUUUCAGUGAAAUAGUGUACAUCAACUUAACAGAUCACAGUUUCGUCAAACCCACGAUCAGAAUGAGACCCAAAGGACAGCAUGCUCUGGGUGCAAAUGUCACAAUCCUGUGCCAGGGGCCAGAGAAUGAUCUGACAUUCUUCCUAUAUAAAUCAAUGGACCUGAGAGCAUCACAGGAAACAGGGCCAGAGAGUAAUAUGACUAAGUUCUAUGUCCUUAUGAUCAGAUUGGAGGAUGCAGGGAGCUAUACUUGUCAGUACCACAAGAGAGGAAAUCCCUUUGUGUGGUCAGUGCCCAGCAAGGCUGCAAGGCUGGUUGUGAGAGACGCCAGCCUUUUCAAACCCUCCAUCAAGGUAAGAUCUACUCAGCAGACCCCUUCAGGCUUCAAUGUCACCAUUGAAUGCCAAGGUCCAGAGACAGAUCUGAUCUUCUCUUUGCACAAAUCCAUGGACCAAACGGCACCACAACCAAAGAAACACAGAAACGUGUCUACCUUCCAAGUCUUCAUGAUCGACUUGGAGGAUGCAAGACACUAUGCCUGUCAGUAUCACCACAAAAGUAAUCCUUUUGUGUGGUCAGAGCCAAGUGAUCCCCUGGAACUGGUUAAGAAAGACAGAUUUACCAUAAUUAUGUGGGCGAGUAUUGCUGCAGGGUCUCUCCUUCUGGUUCUUCUCCUGCUGUUACUUACCUUCAAACUUUGCAGAAAAAAGAUGAAGAGGUCUACUGCUGAAGAAGCAAACCAACCAGUGACCAUGCCCCUUGAGCCAGUAGCUGAAGCAGACCCCAAUGAAGUUUCCUAUGCUGUAUUAAACCACUACUCACUGAAGAUCAAACAGGCAGCUGAUCCUGACAGGGCCUCUGAACAUUGUCUCUAUGCAUCUGUGGCCAAAGAUAGAACCAGGAACCAAGAAGAGCCCAUAGGCAGGAUUUCUCAAGAAUGGGGAAAUUCCAAAAAGUCCUCUAUUUUGAGCAUGACUAGACAAUACUAUUAUCCCAAGCCUACUAUAGAUGUGAGCUCUGGAGAAGUGGUCCUUGGAGGAACUGCCAUUAUUUACUGUGUAAGGCCUGUGCAUUAUCAAGAGGCAAAGAUAUUCAGACUGUUCAAAGUGGUGAAUUCCAAGCCAGUUUUACAGAGGGAGGUGCCAGAGGAGUGGAACGUGGUCAACUUUUCAAUUCCCAAUGCCACCCAAUCAUUAGAGGGGAGUUAUGUUUGUAACUAUUGCUCAUCAGCCUACAAUGGCUAUUGCUCUGAGUACAGUGACAGGGUCUCCUUCAAAAUAAUAGGACAACUUUAUCCCAAACCUUCCAUUGCAGUGAUCCCCAAUGGUGUGGUCACUGAGGGACAAAAGGUCUCCAUCCUCUGUGAGAAUCAAGGACACCCACAAGCAGAGUUCUUUCUGCAUAAAGGACAGCCUCCUUGGAUAUAUAGGGCAAAUGAGCAGAAGGCACAACAAGGAAAGGCUACUUUUUCCUUUUUCAGCAUCCAACAAUUUCAUGCAGGAAACUACCAAUGUAAAUAUUGCUACCAAUCAGACACCUAUACAUUAUGCUCAGAUUACAGUGAGCAAGUACAGAUCAACAUGAGAGAUCCCAACCUACCCAAACCUGCCAUCAAAGUGAGACCAAAGGAGCAGAUAUUUUUGGGAUCAAAUAUCACCAUUGAGUGCUGGGCACCAGAAAGGGAUCUCAACUUUUCCCUGUACAAUUCCAGUGGCUUGAUAGCAUCACAAAUGACAAAAGCAGGCAGAAACAUGACAGAGUUCAUUUUCUCCAUGGCCGGGUUGGAAUAUGCAGGAAACUACACUUGUCAAUACUAUGUCAGAAGAAGACCAUUCCUGUGGUCCGAGCCAAGUGACCCUGUGGAGCUGCUUGUGGCAAACCAGACCCAAGGUAUAAAUGACUCAGUAGGAACCACAACCAUUAUACUGGCAAGCACUUCAGCAGGUUUUCUCCUGCUUCUCCUUCUCCUGCUGCCUGCCUUUGUCCUAUGCAGGAAAAGAAGGAAGGGUAAGUGGGUCUCUAAGGCAUUUUUUAAAGUAACAGAGAGACAAUGUGGUAUAGUGGAUUGAGUGCUAGACUAAGAC
This is a messenger RNA of Sceloporus undulatus (fence lizard), 3893 nucleotides long. Its product is annotated as immunoglobulin superfamily member 1-like. NCBI's taxonomy places the organism in Eukaryota, Metazoa, Chordata, Lepidosauria, Squamata, Phrynosomatidae. Bases 177 to 3878 code for a protein of 1233 amino acids. The record is from RefSeq and is a predicted model, not a curated record. The transcript is spliced from 20 exons.